Molecule: messenger RNA, 1030 nt
Organism: Strongylocentrotus purpuratus (purple sea urchin)
Lineage: Eukaryota; Metazoa; Echinodermata; Echinoidea; Camarodonta; Strongylocentrotidae
Product: centromere protein S-like
Exons: 5
Coding region: 105-503 (132 amino acids)
Biological process (GO): resolution of meiotic recombination intermediates; replication fork processing
Cellular component (GO): Fanconi anaemia nuclear complex; FANCM-MHF complex
Molecular function (GO): chromatin binding; protein heterodimerization activity
Source: RefSeq, a predicted model, not a curated record
CAGCUGUUUCACACGCACGUGGAAAGGGCGCGCCAAAAUCAAUUUGUAAACACAGUCUACCGCCGGUAUUCUGUUAUUUCUAGGCAAACGAAGGAAUUUUAGAGAUGGGCGAGGAGGAAAAUGUCGAGGAUUUGGCCUAUACACAGCGUCUCAAGGCUGCAGUGCAUUUCACCACAGGGCAGAUCUGUGAGGAGCUUGGGGUUGAAUUGGACGUAACAUUCUCAAGGCAAUUCAUUUCGGCUCUUGCAGAGACAACCUUCAAACAAAUGGAAAACUUUGCUGGUGAUCUGGAAGCAUUUUCACAGCAUGCCAAACGGUCAACCAUCAAUCCUGAAGAUGUCAAACUACUGACGAGGAGAAGUAGAGACCUUAAUGCUCACAUCGGUACCCUCUGUGCGAGGCAAAUAGCAGAAAAUGAUGCCGUGAAAGAGAAGAAGAAAGGAAAGAGCAAACGAAAAGCAAAACCAGUGGUUGAACUUGAAACAUCAGAAGAUGCAGAAUGAUAGAACCAUGUAAUAAGAUCCAAGUGACUUGCGAUCUACGUGUAAUACACCCGUCAAAUUGAUUCUGUUUUGGAAGCACUUUCCUGUUGGGACAUUUGACAUCUAUAGACAAUUCACUGUUAUGAGUACAUGAUGCCAUUGUCUGUGACUGACCAAACAGUGAUUUGGCUGGUCAGAGCUGUAAGCCCUCUUCUGAUGUUCAAUGGGCAAUCCAACCUUUGGUAUGAAUUUUCUUUUCAUAAAUUUACCCGGUAUUUGUAUCACAACAUUACUGAUUCAGCCACUUUGAAAUUCCCUUUCAAAAAUGUAUCAAAUAUUCUUACGACGUCAGGUUUCCUUCAAAAUUUCUAGUUUGUUUCAAACACCUAUUGAAAGUUGUCAAGUGGGAUUCUAAAUUUACAGGUAGUCUAGCUUCUCAAUAGAGUCGGGGGUGAAGUGUGACGUCAUCAAAAAAUCUAUUUUUGGAAUUUCUCAAUUUUUUCUUCAUUUUCCGGAGAGCAUCAAAAAUAAUGUCCAAAUGUUGAAGA